AUGGACUACUACUUUGGGUCCUACGCCGAGUCGGAGAUCCACGAGUCUAUGUUGAAGGACCGCACGAGGACGGAAGCGUACCGCGAUUUCAUCUACCACAACAAAGACUACUUCAAGGAUAAGAUCGUCCUGGAUGUGGGGUGCGGAACGGGGAUUUUGUCCAUGUUUGCGGCAAAGGCUGGCGCGAAGAAAGUGUUUGCGGUUGACAACUCAACGAUUAUCAACAAGGCGAAGCGGAUUGUGAAGGAUAAUGGAUUGGAUCAGAUCAUUACGUUCGUUCAGGGGAAGGUGGAAGAGAUCAGCCUUCCGGUGGAACAUGUCGAUAUUAUCAUUUCUGAGUGGAUGGGCUACUUCCUCCUCUACGAAGGCAUGCUCGACUCCGUCCUGCACGCGCGCGACCGCUGGCUCCGACCCAACACCGGUCUAAUGGCCCCCUCCCGCACCGACAUCCUCCUCACCGCCAUCCAAGACGAAGAAUGGAUCAAUGACAAAUACCACUUCUGGAACGAAGUCUACGGCUUCAACAUGGCCGUUAUGAAACGCGGCUUCCUCAACGACGGCUGCGUCGACCACUACGACCCGGACAUGAUCGUCGCGGACGUGCAGACCGUGAAACGCAUCGAUAUCGGAUCCACUACCGUCGCCGACCUCGAUUUCACCUCGCCUAUCACCCUCACGGCCACGAAAGACGCCCGCGUGAACGGGCUUCUAGGGUGGUUCGACACCUUCUUCACGGCGCGCGAUGAGGCUGGCAACGCGACAUCGUCCCCCGAGCAGAUCGAAGACGUCACCUUCUCCACAGGGCCGUACACGACCCCGACCCACUGGAAGCAGACCGCGUUCCCGUUCGAGCAUGCGUUGGAGGUGCGUAAGGGCGAGACCAUUUCGGGCACGUUUGAGUGCAGGAAACAUUCGGAUAACCAUCGUGAGUUGACGGUUAUCGUGGAUGUGUGUGUGAGGGAUGCGGAGGGAAGUGUGAGGGAUGGGAGUGCGGUUAGGAAGGAGUAUAUUGUUAGGUAG
Messenger RNA from Fimicolochytrium jonesii, 1020 nucleotides. Its product is annotated as S-adenosyl-L-methionine-dependent methyltransferase. Bases 1 to 1020 code for a protein of 339 amino acids. Gene Ontology annotation, cellular component: nucleus. The transcript is spliced from 2 exons. Gene Ontology annotation, molecular function: protein-arginine N-methyltransferase activity. Gene Ontology annotation, biological process: peptidyl-arginine methylation. Lineage: Eukaryota; Fungi; Chytridiomycota; Chytridiomycetes; Spizellomycetales; Powellomycetaceae. The record is from RefSeq and is a predicted model, not a curated record.